Messenger RNA from Silurus meridionalis, 1898 nucleotides. Its product is annotated as zinc transporter ZIP1-like. Bases 632 to 1498 code for a protein of 288 amino acids. Gene Ontology annotation, cellular component: plasma membrane. The transcript is spliced from 4 exons. Gene Ontology annotation, biological process: zinc ion transmembrane transport. Gene Ontology annotation, molecular function: zinc ion transmembrane transporter activity. The record is from RefSeq and is a predicted model, not a curated record. Lineage: Eukaryota; Metazoa; Chordata; Actinopteri; Siluriformes; Siluridae.
AUUCCGGAUUAUGCGCAUGCGCACGAGAACCACGCGGAUUUGACAGAGUCUGAACUUCUAGCCAAUUAGAACCCAGGUGGGCGUUUUUUCCGGAUUCAGUAAACUUGACUCACACGUUCCCGUUAAUUUACUAAGCGACUCACGGCGGGUAAGUCACAAUUGAUGGCAUCCUCACUACACAUGUGCACUCUGUAAGGUACACAGUAAUGGCCUAAUCACCCUACUCAGUGCACUGGAUGUGGAGUAGGAAGGGAUUUGGAUCUCAGUUUCAGGAGUUUUUAAACCUUACUACGGAGACUGACUGCCACAGAGGUUUUGCCCUGAUACACCUCUGCAUGUGGAGUCUCACCGCUCACGAUGUGAUUCUAAAGUGAUUUUAUUUCCCCAAAGUGUUUUGUUAUGGGCCAUUCCACUACAGACCAUUUCACUCUAAAUCAUUACUCUAUUUUAUUUUAUAUUUUAUUGGUUUAAAAAAAGUUUUAAAACAUUUUUAUUUGGUUUAUUUAUGAUAUGAGUUCUUUAAAAAAAAAAAAUUCAGCCCAAAUUUGGAUUCGGAAUCAUUAAAGUCUUUCACACCUCUGUGUGUGUGUGUGUGUGUGUGUGUGUGUGUGUGUGUGUGUGUUUGUUUGUAAUGAUGUUGCUGGUUUCCUCUGUGGUUAGCAGUGUGGGAUCAGAGCUAUUGUGUGUGUUGGUGUAUGUGGUGUGUGUGUUGGUGUGUGGGUUUGGGGCACUCGGAACAUUGAGAAUAACAGCGAGAGGGGGAACAUACUCAGACACACGUCUCUCCUUUCUCAGCUGUCUGUCUGCAGGUGUGUUUUUAGCCUCCUGUGUGUUAGACAUUAUCCCAAAUUACCUGACAGAGAUGAGAGAGCAUUUCACAGAGCUUGGCGUGACGCUGCGCUUUCCUGUGCCAGAGUUCAUCAUGGCUGUGGGCUUUCUGUUCCUACUGGUGAUGGAGGAAUUGAUCCUGGCUCUGAGAGACGAGUGUGAGAGACAGCACAGACAGAAAGAAGAGCGAGAUGAGAAGGAAGCUUUGCUCCUGUGCUCACCAACAUUCCGGCCACGUCCUGAUCCCUCGCUGGCCCCCAUCCGCUUUUCUGUGCUGCUCCUGUCUCUCUGUCUCUUCUCCAUUUUCCAGGGUUUUUCUGUGGACGAGGUGCGGCUGCAUCCUGAUCUCCUCCUGCGCGCAUCACUCGUCACCUGCAGCCUGGUCUUCCUGCUUGCUCAGAGUCAAAUGAGACGCUCCGUGGUAUCCGUCUGCCUGUUAAUGCUUUCUUUGGCUUUCCCGCUUGGCCUCGCUCUGCGUCACACACAUAAACACACCUUACGCCUAGCGCGCUCUACCCUCGAGGGUCUGAGUGUAGGGAGCUUUACCUAUGUUGUCUUUAUGGACGUGAUACCUCGAGUGACAAGCGCUAAAGAGCACCGUAUUUCUAAAGUUACGCUGAUCCUCACAGGGUUCAGUGUUCUGACUGUUGCGCUGCUCCUCAAAACAUAAACAUGCAUAGUGGCUGCAUCCGAAACUGCACAUUGAUAUUUCCAUACCAUAUAUUACACUACAUGUUACCUAGCAACCAAAGUGUUUCAGCACUCACAACAAGGCUUUACAAAUUACCAUUGCAACUUGUUAUGCCAUGAAUCAUCAUAAAACUAAUAUUAUAUUGUAUGAAGUACACUAUGUAUUCUAGGAGUGCGUGGUUUAGGAUAUAAAUAUGGACACACAUUCCAAAGUGACCUUAGAAAUGCACACUUGUGUCACAUGGAACUGUGCAAUGGUGCACUCCUGAGUGUGUAUGCACAUGUGGGACUUCCUUGAUGGUUUUGUCCUUUGUGAUGUAAACAUACUGUUUCUGUAUGUUAUAAAACGUUCCAAUAAACCUGAGAUUUUUUUUUAACAA